AUGGCCGACGAAGAACGCCGCGAGCGACGCCCAUCCAUCGGAGCCCCCGUCUCCGAGCUCCAAGGCCCAGUUGGCCCCGGAUUCAGCCGUCCCAAGCACAAGCGGACCUUCACGGGCUUCGGACCAGCGGAGAUCAAGAGCGUUGAGGCCAGCAUCCCGGAACCAUUGAGAGAGGCGUGGAGAAAACAUUCGGUGACUGGGUUUACCAAUAAGGAUGAGUUUGAGAAUGAGCUGGUUCGUCAUGUUGAGACGACUUUGGCGAGAUCGCUCUACAAUUGCGAUGAAGCGGCUGCAUAUUCGGGAACUGCCCUUGCCUUUCGGGACCGGUUGAUCGUGGAGUGGAACAAGACGCAGCAGCGGCAGUCCUUGGCGGAUCAGAAGCGAGUCUAUUAUCUUUCUCUCGAGUUUCUUAUGGGCCGCGCACUCGACAAUGCUAUGCUGAAUGUUGGGAUGAAAGAUGCUGCUAGAGAUGGUCUACAGGAUCUCGGUUUCCGUAUUGAAGAUGUGAUCAGUCAAGAGCACGAUGCUGCCCUUGGAAAUGGUGGCCUGGGACGCCUGGCGGCUUGUUUCCUCGAUAGCAUGGCAACUCUGAACUACCCAGCAUGGGGUUACGGGCUGCGAUAUAGAUAUGGUAUUUUCAAACAGGAGAUCGUCGACGGCUACCAGGUUGAAGUCCCAGAUUACUGGCUGGAUUUCAAUCCUUGGGAAUUCCCUCGACAUGAGAUUACCGUUGAUAUCCAGUUCUACGGUCGAGUGACCAAACACCAUGACGAAAAUAACAAGGCAACCUUCGUGUGGGACGAGGGUGAAAUAGUCCAGGCGGUGGCAUAUGACGUGCCCAUCCCUGGCUAUGGAACCCGCACGACGAACAACUUGCGGCUGUGGUCGAGCAAGGCGAGCAGCGGAGAGUUUGACUUCCAAAAAUUCAACGCCGGUGACUACGAAAGCGCCGUGGCGGAUCAGCAGCGCGCGGAGACUAUUUCGGCUGUACUGUAUCCGAAUGAUAAUCUUGAGAGAGGAAAAGAGCUCCGAUUGAAGCAACAGUACUUCUGGUGCGCGGCCUCGCUGCACGAUAUCGUCCGCAGGUUCAAGAAGACGAAUCGACCGUGGAGCGAGUUUCCCGAUCAGGUCGCCAUUCAGCUCAACGACACCCACCCCACGCUGGCUAUCGUUGAGCUGCAGCGUAUCUUGAUCGACAUAGAGAACCUCGAAUGGGAUGAGGCGUGGAACAUUGUCACCCAGACCUUUGGGUACACCAACCAUACUGUCUUGCCCGAAGCCUCGGAGAAGUGGUCUGUCCCUCUGAUGCAAAACUUAUUGCCACGACACUUGCAGAUCAUAUUUGACAUCAACUUGUUCUUCCUUCAGUCGGUGGAGAAGAGGUUCCCGAAAGACAGGGAAAUGCUUUCCCGCGUGUCGAUCAUUGAAGAGUCGCAUCCCAAGAUGGUGAGAAUGGCAUACAUCGCCAUCAUCGGAUCGCACAAGGUCAACGGUGUCGCGGAGCUUCAUUCCGAUUUACUCAAGACGACGCUGUUCAAAGAUUUCGUGAAAAUCUACGGACCUGAUAAAUUUACUAACGUCACGAACGGGAUCACGCCGCGUCGUUGGCUCCAUCAGGCUAACCCGAGACUCUCGGAGCUUAUUGCAUCUAAGCUUGGCGGCCACAAGUUCCUGACUGAGUUGACUCUCCUGGAACAGCUGGAAGCAUUUGUGGACGACAAGGAUUUCAAGAGAGAAUGGUCGGAGAUCAAAACAGCGAACAAGCUUCGCCUGGCCAAACACAUCAAGGAAAGUACCGGGUACAGUGUGAAUCCCACCGCUCUAUUCGACAUCCAAGUGAAGCGGAUCCACGAAUACAAGCGCCAGCAACUGAACAUCUUCGGUGUGAUCCACCGAUAUCUAAAGAUUAAGGCCAUGUCCCCGGAAGAGAGAAAGAAAGUCCUGCCGCGGGUAUCCAUAAUCGGAGGCAAGGCGGCCCCGGGGUACUGGAUGGCCAAGUCGAUCAUCCAUCUGGUCAACAAUGUUGCAGCCGUUGUCAAUAAGGACCCGGAUGUCGGUGAUCUCUUGAAGGUGAUCUUCAUCCAGGACUACAACGUCAGCAAGGCCGAGAUCAUCUGUCCUGCCUCGGACAUCAGCGAGCACAUCUCCACCGCCGGUACCGAAGGUAGCGGCACCAGCAACAUGAAGUUCGUCCUCAACGGCGGCCUAAUCAUCGGCACAUGCGACGGCGCCAAUAUCGAAAUCACCCGCGAAGUCGGCGAACAAAACAUCUUCCUCUUCGGCAACCUCGCCGAAGACGUCGAAGACCUCCGCCACCGCCACUUCUACGGUGACUUCACUCUCGACGCCAACCUGUCCAAAGUCUUCGACGCAAUCCAAUCCGGCACCUUCGGCGACCCGGACCAGUUCUCCGCCCUCGUCGGCUCGAUCGUCGACCACGGCGACUACUACCUCGUCUCGGACGACUUCGACUCCUACAUCGAGACCCAGGCCAUGGUCGACGAGGCAUUCCGCAACCAGGACGAGUGGCUCACGAAGUCGAUCACCUGCGUCGCCCGCAUGGGCUUCUUCUCUACUGAUCGCGUGAUUAAUGAGUAUGCGGAUAGUAUUUGGAAUGUGGAGCCUUUGGCUGUGGAGAAGUGA
This is a messenger RNA of Aspergillus campestris IBT 28561, 2643 nucleotides long. RefSeq names its product glycogen phosphorylase (gene glpV). The transcript is spliced from 8 exons. The record is from RefSeq and is a predicted model, not a curated record. Gene Ontology annotation, molecular function: glycogen phosphorylase activity; pyridoxal phosphate binding. Gene Ontology annotation, biological process: glycogen catabolic process. Bases 1 to 2643 code for a protein of 880 amino acids. Gene Ontology annotation, cellular component: cytoplasm. Lineage: Eukaryota; Fungi; Ascomycota; Eurotiomycetes; Eurotiales; Aspergillaceae.